AUCGUUCAUAUGUAAACAUGGCGGAACCUGCGAAUAAUUCGGACGAUGACAGCCUGUCAUGCAAGAUCUUAAUUAUCGGUGCUGGUAUGGCUGGAUUGUCCGCGGCAACACAUUUAUUGAAGAAUAACGAGACGGAUUUUCUCAUCGUCGAGGCGCGCGGACGUAUUGGUGGACGAAUCAUCGCGGCGCAAGUCGGAAAUGAAAAAGUUGAGUUAGGAGCAAACUGGAUUCACGGAGUGUUAGGUAAUCCCAUGUUUGAGUUGGCGAUGGCAAAUGGUUUAAUAGACAUUGUACAUGUGCCGAAACCUCAUAAGGUGGUGGCAGCAUUGGAGGAUGGAAAACAAUUGCCGUUUCCUGUAUUGCGAGAGAUCUACGAGGCUUACGUAUGUUUUUUGAGGCGAUGCGAAGAAUACUUUCUGAGCAUGUACAGUCCGCCGGAUGGUAUAACCAGCGUUGGGGCACAUAUUGCGCUGGAAGCAGAGAUAUAUCUGUCUUCUGUACCACCUGAACAACGAAGAAUAAGACAAUUAAUCUUUGACUGUUUACUCAAGAGAGAAACUUGCGUCACAGGUUGCGACAGUAUGGACGAUGUAGAUCUCCUAGAAAUGGGCUCCUACGAUGAGCUUCAAGGUGGUAAUAUUAGUCUUCCGAACGGAUAUAGCGCUAUAUUGGAACCAGUUUCGAAACACAUACCAAAGGAGCGUAUACUUAUGAAGCAUGUUGUAACAAAGAUUAGGUGGCAGAAACAACAAUGUUGUCAAGACGAUGUCGAUCCUACAGAAAAAUCUGAUUUUAAAUCAAAUAGCCUUAUAGAAGUACAAUGUGAAAAUGGAAAGACGAUCAUUGCGGAGCACGUAGUAUGUACAUUACCGUUAGGCGUUUUAAAAAGGACAGCUAAGGAUUUGUUUGAACCGUCGUUGCCCACAUACAAACUGGAAGCAAUAAACAGACUAAUGUUCGGUACAGUGAAUAAGAUAUUUCUUGAAUACGAACGGCCUUUUUUAAAUCCUGGUGUAUCGGAAGUGAUGCUCCUUUGGGAUGACGAUCGAUUAUCCGAAGCAGAAAAGCGGGACAUUAGUAAGACCUGGUUUAGGAAGAUAUAUUCGUUUAUUAAGAUUUCGGAUACGUUGCUACUCGGUUGGAUAUCCGGUUGCGCGGCAGAAUACAUGGAAAAGCUGAGUACUACAGAAGUGUCAGAAGUGUGCACGACAAUCCUGCGGCGAUUUCUCAAUGAUCCUUUCGUACCGAUUCCGAAGAACUGUUUGCGCACCACGUGGCAAUCUCAACCAUAUACGCGAGGUUCAUACACUGCGAUGGCUGUAGGAGCGAGUCAACUUGACAUCAGAAGUUUGGCUGAGCCGUUGGUUCAGAAGAAAACGGAAGAUAACGCAGACGAAACAGUAAAAAUUCUGGUGGCAUUUGCGGGCGAACAUACCCAUUCUUCAUUCUAUAGCACGGUACAUGGGGCAUAUUUGACUGGUCGAACAGCGGCUGAAUUACUCUUGGGUACCAAACAGAGUGAGAAGCAUGCCUUGAGUCUUAGUUGCGAGGAUACCAGCGAUCUCAGUUCGUGGAUACAAGGCAUUUCUUUAAAUUAAUGCAUACUUUUUCAAAUAAGAAAACUGUGACAUUAAAAACGUUUAUAGAUGUAUUUAGCUAAUAUACAUACGACGUUUACGUUUGUGCAAUUGUUUUUUUUUUUUGUAAAUACUAUAGUGAAACAGUUGUCAUUUUACAUCGUGUACAUAAUGGUGCUUUUUAGGAUUUUAAAACUUUACAAUUAUAUGUGAAUAACGUGUGCAUUUAUUUUAUAAUAUCAUACUUUGUUAAGGAAUAAUAAGUAAAGCUUACACCAGAACUGUAUAUUAACGACAUUGUAUAUACGAUGUCAUAAAUGCUGUGAAUGAUGUCACAUAAAAUUCGGCGAAAAUCUUUGGAAAUACAUAGAUAGAAAAUAUCUUGAGAAUGAUAAUGAACAACAGUAUGCGCACGUUUUUAUGCAAACUUUUAUUUUAUAAAGCUGAGCGAAUCGAUAUAAUGUUACUUGCUAAACUCUUGUAGAUAAUAUAUUGAAUCGAAUCCAAAGACAAGCCUAACUCUUAAGUAUUCGUGUGAAACAUAAUAAUAUUUCUAUGAUUACUCUUUUCACAAAUCUACACA
Molecule: messenger RNA, 2160 nt
Organism: Trachymyrmex septentrionalis
Lineage: Eukaryota; Metazoa; Arthropoda; Insecta; Hymenoptera; Formicidae
Product: peroxisomal N(1)-acetyl-spermine/spermidine oxidase
Exons: 3
Coding region: 18-1598 (526 amino acids)
Molecular function (GO): polyamine oxidase activity
Source: RefSeq, a predicted model, not a curated record